AUGCCUUUCCCCCUACUUCGAGACCAGCUUCUGGACCCUAAUUUCUCAUACUUUCCUGGCUUCCUGACCCUCAUCAUGAGUCGCUUUGGCCAUCCUUCUUUUGCCCGUGAUCCCCUGCGGCACUCCAUCUCCUCGACCUCAGACACCUCUCCUUCGUCUGUCUUGGACAGUGCCAGUGUGUGCUACGGCAAUUCGCCCUGCGAGACCUGGUCCGACUCAAGCUCGAGCAGUCCAGAGGCGAUGAUGCCGUAUCAGCAACCCUGGGCCAUCGAGCCGGCCAUGAACUACUCCAUUAUCUCGCCGUCAACGCCAAUAGCGGACGGACUGCCCCGUAUCAUCCCGGGCGGCCACUCUCCUGAGUGGUCCAGCCCUGUGAUGCCCUCCAAUUAUUCUCCAACAAGGCAAUUGAAGACUGAGACGCGGCGGCUACCUGCUAGCAGGCCCUUGUACAAGGCCUCACUGCCAGCCGCAGCCCUCCCCCCGCAUUCGCAAUUGUCAUCUUCGUCCACGAAUCCUACGACGACAACAAGCUUAUCGCCCACCUUGGCAACCAUGCCAUAUCGAUCGCUGCCACUAAGCAUGGUGAGCCCCCAGGUCAAGGUUGAGACGGACCAUGAGGACAUUGCCAUGGACGAGGCAGAGGACACCAACGCAGAUCCUCCAUAUUCUCAACUCAUCUAUGAAGCUCUCUUCACUGCACCUGAGAAGAAGCUGCCUCUUCAGGGCAUCUACCUAUGGUUCGAGAAGAACACGGCAAAGGGGAAAGACCGGGGCUCCAAGGGCUGGCAAAACAGCAUUCGACACAACCUUUCAAUGAACGCGGGCUUUGAAGCCGUUCGAGAAGAAACGACGCCAGGCAAAAAGGCAGUAAAUUACUGGCGCUUGACCGAAGAGGCCAUCGCAAACGGCAUCCAAUCUACAACGCGGUAUAGAAAACAGGCGAAUUACAAAAAGUCAGCGGCUGCGGAUCCGCCGGCCCCUCAGCGUCAGCGGUCCGGAGCGAAGGGGGGCAAAGCUACGAAAGUCACCGCGAGAUUUCGCAGCGGCCAGAGCAUAAACAGCAUGGCUAGUAUGGGCCAAGAAGAACAUCUACGAGAACGAGGCUGUCGCCAGCACCAGCCUUUCCCGAGGCCAAAUCAUCCUCACCACCAAGCACAGCGAGUCAUUCCUUCCCAGCGACAGCACCAUCACAUUCUUCCCCCGACCAAGAACUUUCUCUCCAACCAAUACUUUCAUCGACCGUCCACGACACCAACAACAGCAACGCACUUGCCGCAAGGAGGAGGUGGAGGAACAACGCUCCCGCUAACACGCUCUCCAGUGGAGGGUUUCGAUCUGGGCAAUAUCGUUGGCUGUACCGACGCCCCUCCCUGCACGGCCCCUACUCCUAUUUUCUGUGACAUGGCGGGGCCCGGCCCAGAUUGCCUCGUCUUUGACACUGGGUUUCUGGGGUGGGACGGAAUGCAUCCGUCGUUUGCGAACUCUGAGAUCUCGACGGCGGAUCUCCAUGUCGGGUUAUGA
Messenger RNA from Aspergillus calidoustus, 1521 nucleotides. NCBI's taxonomy places the organism in Eukaryota, Fungi, Ascomycota, Eurotiomycetes, Eurotiales, Aspergillaceae. The record is from the annotation of a GenBank genome assembly.